Molecule: messenger RNA, 2208 nt
Organism: Akanthomyces muscarius
Lineage: Eukaryota; Fungi; Ascomycota; Sordariomycetes; Hypocreales; Cordycipitaceae
Exons: 2
Coding region: 1-2208 (735 amino acids)
Biological process (GO): protein quality control for misfolded or incompletely synthesized proteins; mitochondrion organization
Cellular component (GO): mitochondrial inner membrane
Molecular function (GO): ATP-dependent peptidase activity; ATP hydrolysis activity; metalloendopeptidase activity
Source: RefSeq, a predicted model, not a curated record
AUGGCUGAUCUCCGAGCCGUGGCGUCGCUAUCCCGACUGGGACUGCGUGCCGCCGCUCAGCCAGCCGCAUCGCUGCGCUUCUCUGCGCCGUCGUUCGCGCAGCGCACAUUCGGGAAGCCUCAAUCAAGACUUGCGCUUGCGCCGUUUUCGUACCGGCAAUACGCGGCCACCUCGAGAGCACUCGCCUUCCGACCUCGGACCUCGCCACCCGCCUACCGCCGACUAUUUGGCACCUCGUCGCACCACAUAUCCAGGAACCAGCUCGCCAGCGCGGAAGAGUCUGCCAACAGGAAUCCCGGAAAUGCCAAUGCGCAAAAUGCCUUUUACCAGCUUCUUCUGCGCGCCAACAUGCCCGGAAUCCUCGUCGAGCGCUACCAGUCCGGCCGAUUCGGCACAAACCCUGCGACCGAGGACGCCUACAGAAAGGCGCUGGCGGCCCUGAACGCCGGCACCAAUAUGACAUCUGGCGCCGCGUCGGGAGCCACCCUUGGCCGUCUUGGAUACGGCUCCGAUGCUGCCAUUGCCAACGCUGCUGUUGGCCACGCGGGUCUCGGCAGCGCUACUGCUGGCGGCAAGGGCGAGCCUAUUCAUGUCGUGGUUCAAGAGACGACGCGCAUGUUCAUCUUCCGCUGGGCUCGAUUCCUUGCGACCUUUUUCCUUGUGACCUACCUGUGUUUCGUCGGUGUCACCAUUCUCAUCGAGUUCCUAAGCUCCUUCCGCCGCGCUGGUGGGAAGACUGACUCCGAAGUCAAGGCUGAGAAUCAAAAUACCCGGUUUUCAGAUGUACAUGGAUGCGACGAAGCCAAAGAAGAACUCCAGGAGGUUGUUGAAUUCCUCAAGAACCCUGAGAAGUUCUCUGACCUCGGUGCCAAACUCCCCAAGGGCGUUCUUCUUGUUGGCCCGCCCGGUACCGGCAAGACCCUCCUCGCCAGAGCCGUGGCCGGUGAGGCUGGCGUGCCAUUCUUCUACAUGUCUGGAUCUGAAUUUGACGAGAUUUACGUCGGUGUUGGUGCCAAGCGCGUUCGCGAACUCUUUGCCGCAGCCAAGGCCAAGUCACCCGCCAUCAUCUUCAUUGACGAGCUUGACGCGGUCGGUGGAAAGCGCAACCCUCGCGACCAGGCUCACUCCAAGCAGACUUUGAACCAACUUUUGACCGAGCUGGAUGGAUUUGAUCAAGACACCAAAAUUAUCAUCAUGGCUGCCACCAACUUGCCCAAGCUCCUGGACAAGGCUCUGACCCGACCAGGUCGAUUUGACCGUCACAUUGACGUAGGUCUUCCUGACGUCCGCGGCCGUAUUGCUAUUCUGGAGCACCACGCGAAGAAGAUUAAGCUGGCCCAAGAUGUCGAUCUCAAGGCAAUCGCUGCUCGCUCGCCUGGCCGCUCCGGUGCCGAGCUAGAGAACAUGCUCAACUUUGCCGCGCUUCACGCUAGUCGCGCCAAGGCGAGCAUCAUCUCUAGAGGCGACCUUGAAUGGGCAUUUGAUCGCGUCAGCAUGGGCGCUGACAAAAAGUCAAUGGUCAUUUCGGAGAAGGAAAAGGAGAUGACUGCGUAUCACGAGGCUGGUCACGCCCUUGUUCAGCUAUAUGAUAAGGAGAGUGACAGCAAGCUGUACAAGGUGACAAUUCUGCCCAAGGGCGGAUCGCUCGGCCACACAGCCAAUGUCCCGGCUAUGGACAAGUACUCCACCACGGCCGCCGAGUACACCGCCAACAUCCGCGUGCUUCUCGGUGGCAAGAUGGCCGAGGAGAUGCGCUACGGUGAUGACAGGGUCACAUCCGGAGUCUCUAGUGAUCUGGAGCGCGCCACGGAUUUGGGCUUUAUGAUGGUUGCGCAGUUUGGCAUGUCCCACGUCCUGGGCCCCAUGGAAUAUGGACGCCGCUAUGAGAACCUAAGUUCAGAAACCAGAGCCAUCAUCGAGUCGGAGGUGCAGAAGAGCCUCAAGAAGUCGUACGAGGAUGUGCGCAAGCUUUUGACGGAGAAGCGCAAGGAACUAGAUCUCCUUGCUCAGGCGCUGGUCAAGUACGAGACGCUGGAUAAGGAAGAGGUGGAGAUUGUUAUUCGUGGCGAGUCUCUGCCUGGCAGACCGGUUCUUGCCCGUGGCCCCAUGGUGAUGCCAGUUCCGGUCGAGCCCCCUGCCCCUCCUGGCCUGGGCGGUGUACCUCACCCCGAACCCGAAUCACCGGCUCCUCCUGCCGCCGCGGAAUGA